AUAGCAGUGCAUAGACGGUGUUUCACAAUGCAAGCAGUUUUCAGCACUGUAACUGUAAUGUUGACAGAUUUUUUUUCACGAUUAAACUUUAGCUGUAUGCUAAAUAAACCAAUCACGAGCCGCCUGUUUGCAGCGCCUCACUGCAUGCUUCUACAUUAUUUCAGUUUUUAAAACAGGGGUGCUCAAGUCCAGUCCUCCUAGAGCGACCAUCCUGCAGCUUUCAGAUGCAUCCCUGCUCCAACACACUUGAAUCAAAUGAGUGGCUGGUUACCAGGCCUGUUUAGAGCUGAUCCCGGUCUGUUGGAGUAAGGAUGCUUCAGAAAGUUGCAGGAUGUUGGCUCUCGAGGACUGGUCCUGAGCACUCCUGUUUUAAAUGAACAGUGUUCCUGACGGCCAUUCUGGAGGACAUAUAAACUAGAGCCAUAGCCUGAGAGUUUGGAGGAAAUUGACUUUGUGAUUUAGUGUUUUUUUUAUUUUUGCACAGUAGUUUGUAGUGGGACAAUUAAUAAGGCAGGUAUCAAAAAGAGCAUACGCUUAUUCAAGAAAUGUUUACCUCAGUACAGUUUUUAAUGUGUAAAAAUGUGCAUAUGUAUUUUUGGAUUAAAAGACUAUUAUGUAAAAAGAGAAAUAAAAUUGCAAAUGCAUAAAUGUUUUCAGUGAAACACGAUUUUCAACUGGACAAAAACAGUCUUUGAAAGGCAAAUCACUAGUUUAUGUGAGAGCAGAAGCUCAUGAUGGGGCUCUUGCUGUAGCGGCCCCUAGGUUAUGGACCAGGUCACCUCUACAUGCUAAGCAGCUCCUUCACCAUCUCCUCUGAAAUCCAUCUAUUUUCCCAGCAAUCAGCACAGCAUAAAUUGUUUGUUCUUUCAUGGACGUUAUCAUGUUACUUGAUAUGGUUAUAUCUUUAGUUAUCCCCUUAGUGUGCAAUACUUUGAUCAACCAUUUGUUGUUUUCAAGUGUGCUUUACUAGAAGAUGAAUUGGACUGAAUAGCCAUGGUUUCUGCAUUAAAGCACAGCUCAUGUUGAUCCUCAAAACCAUGGUGUGUUUUUGCAACCAGCCUCUUUGAUCUUACCUAGUUAAUAAUAGACACAAAUCAUAAUUCACAUACAAUUGACAGUAAACUUAUGUCCCGAAGUCAAUGAUCCGAUGCACUUUGCUACACUUUGGAUCCAUUCUGACAUGAAUUUGUGUAUGUGAACUGAAAUAUCAGAGCGAGUCGUACUCGAUGACUGAGUGAACAAAUGAUCAUACAGGCAUUUUUCCACUGUCUGCCUGUUUAAUAACAGGAGGAUAGAUGUUGUGUAGUGCCAGAGUUAGCAGGGGGACCUUUAGGGCUAACUAAUGUUAGAAAAUCAUGGGAUGGUAAUAUUGCAGAUAAGCAUCAUAACAUCAUCAGUUGAAGUAAAUCCAUAUUUUCUUUUCUUACUGUCAUCUCUGCCUCGAAGACUCUGGGAUGUUAACCCCCAUUUUCACAGUCAGCUCUGAUGGGGUGAGCAUCUUCUAAAGUGAAACCUGUAGAAGUCGUAAAAUUAUUAUUAAAGAUGUGUGUAUAUAUAUAAAAAAAGCUAAUUAAAAUGACACUUUUUCUUAAAAUCUAAGGCAUACUGUUGUUUUGUACCUUUCUCAGCCAACAGCAAGAUUUUCUGCAGUCCAUUUACGUAUUUUGGUUUUCCUUCCGUCGCGACAAACGCUUAUUUUUUCCUGAAGAUGGACAAUUUGUGCCAGAAAGAGGUAAAAUUAAAAGUGAACAGAACCCCUGAAGAGAUGAUUUGGUUCUAUAGUUGGCUUUUGAGAUGCUCUCAGCUGUUUCUGCUGUGGCUUAUUCAGCACUAACUAACAGGCUUGGAGAAACUAAUGCAUUUGUCUGGAGAUGUGUAAAAAUCUGAACUAUUGAGAAAUUUGUAAACUUACCUAACAUUGCAUAGUUCUAACUAGGAUAAAAUUUGCAUUCCACUUUUGUCUUUCAUUUGAUCAUUAUUAGUAUUAUUCAUGUGUUUCUAUAUGUUUUUUAAGUAUCUCAGAUUCACGUUUUGUUGUACUGCUAAUUUUUUAAAAAUCAAUUUACUGAUAUUAGAAGACUGUGUGUAUAUCUUUGUGUAAUAAUUUUGUACAGUUUAUGACUCUGCAUUCUGUGCAUUCCUAUGACCUAGUAAACUUUAUUUAAUAGCUAUGCAGUUUAAGAUAAAAUUCUGCACAUUCUCAUUGAUUCUAACUUUGGAAGUGAUCAUUUGUUAAGUUUACCUUUUAUUUCAAGCCUGUUUAGAACUUUGUCCUUGAGAGAAAGCACAAUCAAAUGUGGAGAUCAAGGCCUGGAUUAACCUCAGACACUUCAGUGUUGUCAAUCUGCACAUGGAGGAGAAAAGAAGAUGGUUCUACUAAAAGCUGAGAUGUUUGAUUUAAUUGUGUUUAUCUGUGGUUUCAGCAAUUUUGUAUGUAUUUACUACUCUUACUUUUGCAGUUUUGAUGUUCAGUAGGAUAUCAUUUGGAUUAUUUAAAAAAAAAUUUCUGCAACUUCCAAAAAUCAUUUACUAAACUAUAAAUGUGAAUCGGGAUGUUUUUGUUUAAUCUACUCAUUAAAUUUUAUUUCAUGUCAAACAUUUGAUGCUACAUUUGUUUAAUGUAUGUCAAUGGCUUUAUUCAUUGUUUUAGGUCAUUUUAUUAUCUUGCUUUUGUGAUGUAUUUUGUUGUUGGGUGAGCUUUGGUAAGAACUUCAAAGUUGUGACUGGUAAAUUUGAUAAAAAUGUAUUUUAUUUCACAUAUUUGCUUAAACUGUUACUGUUCUGACAUGACUAUGGGAGAGAUAAUAAUAUGUGGGGGAAAAAUAUCAGGCUCCUUUUAGUCGCCCUACAGCCAUUUACUGAAAUACACAGAUUCUGGUCAGAAACAACUAAUCAAAGCCAGGUGGAAAGUCUUAGCAAUGUCAAUCAUGCCUGUGUAUGUGCUGCUCACACCCUUCUCCCAUUCAAAGCAUACUGUUCUUCAACCAGUGUGCUGCAGCUGUGCUAAUGGAGGAGAAGCAAUCUAUCAUUGCUUCUCCUCCAUUUCUCGAGUACUCUGCAGGCUCUGCCUUGGAGGGAGGCUGUAGUGUAGUAGAGGUAGCAGAGGGCUGACUGUUAACUUUUCAAGCUAGGUCCAUGGUUUUGUCUUAAAAAUGUACUCUUUAUUUCCAAAUAUGCUAGAUACAGUAGUUCACCACCACACACGUCUGAAAGCUUGUGUCAGUGAGAGCGAAGUCAGACCGUAUUCAUUGAAAAUUUAUUAAAUGGAUUUUUUUUAACCUUUUAUAUGUUUUUAUUGGAGUCGAGUUUGGUUAUAAAUAAUUAUAAUAAUUGCUUAAGACAUUAAAAAAAGUAGUAAUUACUCAGCUGGGAUCAAAAAACCUAUCAAGAAAAUAGCCUACCAAUUCAAUCUUUAUUAUUUAUACUUGCCUGAUGAGUUCUAGGUUUAAAAAUAGAUAAAAAGCCUAAGCCCAGCACUGGCAUUAUAGAUACAGAAAGAUGCUACACAUGUAUGGAAAGAACAUAGACAUUUUUUCUCAAAUAAACAAGCGCUAAUAUUAAGAAAAAUAAUAAGCUUUAGAGUUAAAACAUUUUAAUCAGCAAACUUGAUAUGUGAGUAACACAGAAGACUAUUGACAAAAUGAUGAUGAAAGUAAAACUAUUAGAAGCAAAAUGGAUAAAAAUAGAACCAAUAAAAUGAUGUAAUGAUGAUAGUGUGUUAAUUAGGUUUAACUAAUUUAGGUUUGUUUACACCAAAAUAUGCUAUGUGUGUUCAUCACUCAGUAACACCAGAAAUGUACAAAGUAUAGCACAUGAAGUCCAUAGAAUGUGCUACUGUAAUGGUCUAGUAUGAAUAGGACUGCUUAAAAACCAAGGAUUGUAUUGAAAUGUGUCGGUGAGGUAAAUUAGCUCUAAACUUACUAAGGAAUUAGUUUAGACAAUUUGAGAAACUUGGUAUAUAUAUUGGUAUGUAUUUAUAUACCAAGUCCAAACUUUCUACAAAAGUUUGGACACACUUUCUCAUUGAAUUCAAUGAGAAGGUGUGUCCAAACCUUUGGUCUGUACUGUAUAUAUAUAUAUAUAUAUAUAUAUAUAUUUGUUUGUAUAUUUUCUAUAACUUCUUGUAUGAGCAUUCUAAGAAUAAGACCAAAAUACUUUCUGUUUAUGGUUAAAGUUUGAGGUAUGAAAAUAUUUUGAAUAUUUAAGAUGAUCAUUUUCACAAGUUUACAUAAUAGUAACUAUUUACAAAGAAAUUGGGAUCACCAGCAAUGAGACCCCCUUUGGACCCUGCACAUCACUUUCACCUAUACUGAUGGUUGUUAUAGUUUUAUUGUGUAUGUCACUAAAACAUGAAUUCUGAAUACUCUCAGCCCCACUGUAGCAACUUCCCUAUAGACCAUAGUAUAGUGGGAGGCAACCAGCAGCUUGUUCCUUCGGCAGAACUGCAACAUCAUCAGGCCCCCCUGUGGAAUCCUUUAAUUGUGAAACACCACCCUCAAGACAACAGUGAUCGGGCUGGAGAGGAAUUUCUGAGAUGCCUUGCGGCCAACAAACCUCUACCAGACUAUCUCAAAGGGAACAUGACAUACAAUUUGUUGGAUGCAUUGAAGUCUGCUAAAGACCUGAAAGAAGCAGUCAAAGGAGAUCCACAGUUCCAGAAGCACGCUGGCAGGAACAAGAGUCGAAGCAGAAGUCGAAGUCGGGGCAGAAGUCGAGGGAAGUCUCGAGCCAAAAGCCGACCAAGAAGCAAAAGCAGGGGAAGAAGCAGAAGUAUGGGAAGAAGCAAAAGCUGUGUGCGCGGAAAGAGUCGAGCUAGAAGCAAAAGUAGGGCUCGCAGUCGGAGCCGAAGUCAGAGCAAAAAGAGUCACAAACGAAGUAAGAGCAAAGUCAGAAGGUCUAAGUCCCGUAGUGCAAGUAUUGAAAAAAAGAGGAAGAGGAGCCCUGUGCAUAGUAGUAGCAGUGUUGGCAGCAGCAGUAACAAUUUGACAGGAAAUAGUUUGUUGGAAGGACUGAAGAUGGUGAUGAAGAGCAAAGAUUUGGAAGAACGGUUACCAGCGCUCAAAGAUGCCAUCCUUGGUAUUCAGGUCUCUGAUGAAACCAAGAAGCUGGAAAGUACCUCUGCUAAGUGUAAGAUUGAGAAGCGGAACAACCUGGACAUUAUGACAUCGAUGGAAAGCGACAGCAUGUUGCUUCCUCAUGAGAGAGUUGGCAGUGACUUUUCUUGGCUCAAUGACAACGGUCAGGAGAACCUGUCUGUUCAGAAGGCUAGUGAGCUGGAGGAUGAGGAGUCUUUCCUGUAUGGGGCUGAACCACCUCAGAAUGGAGGCCAUGUCAAAGUGGACAAAAACCAUUCUUCUGGUGUUGGCCGUCACCAGAACACGUCCCUGUUCAGUGGGCUCAAUAAUUUGGUUGAUCCAAAACCCCCCCAACAGAUAUCUUUAUCGACUUUCUCCUCCGUCAGUCUGGAUAGCAUAGAAUGUGAGAAAAUCAAGAAUAUAUUAAGCAACCUGGGUGGAAAAUCAGAUAUUGGCAAGAUGCUGAUGAAGACUCAAGGCCAAAAGGAGGGCAGUGAGGCGUCUGGUGGACUAUUCAGUUCUGACACAGCAGCAGAGACACUGAGUAACCCAAAUGUACGGAAAGCUCUGGAGUCUCUGCAGUCUCUGAUCAAAGCAACAAAGGAGAAACGGACAAAAAGUAACGACCAGUCCCUGACCUCGUCUGAUAAACACAAGUCAGGUGACCAAGGUGACAAGAAAAGAGCUAAAAUGAAGCAAAUUGAAUCCCUAGUGGCAGAAAUUGAGGAGUUGCUUAGACACGAAGGACUGGGUUUUAUUUCCCCAGUGGUUGGGUUUUACUGCCAGAAAUGUCAGGAGUUCAUUGGAGAUUUGAAUUCUGCUGAAAACCAUGCAACUUUCCACCAAAGUCGGCUGGACAAGCAUACUAGAGACAGCAAAGGUCACAGCAGCAGCACCAGCAGCCAACCCUCCCAUUCAGCCUCCUGGAGUGACAGAGACCUUCAGAGGAAUUGGAAGGAUGAGAAGGAGCACCGGAGCAGCCAACGAGACAGCAGGCCUGAGCAGGCAAACAUCUGCUUUAAGGAAGAGAUGAAGAAGGAGAGGAUGCUCAUAACCGUCAGCAGAGGGCUAACGCCUCCACCUCAAAGUGUCGCUGUGAAACAGGAGAACAAGGAGCACGGGAAAGGCAAAGAAAAACCAGACAGCAGUGAUAAAUCAUCCAAAACCAGCAGAGAGAAACACAAGACGGAAAAUUCUGAGAGCUGUGACAGCAGCGAAGAAGAGAAAUCACCUAAAGUCAAACAUUCUAAAAAGAAGAAGAAGAAGGAGAAAAAGAAGAAGAAGAAGAGUAAGAAUUAAUGUUUGUAGAUUACGGGUUUCUAGGAAUGCUGGUUCAUCGCUGCAGCUCAACGUUAAAACUUUCAGGUCUUAAAUUUCGUCAAGAAACCUCUUUAUGUAUUGUUGUUUCUUUUGUUCUGAUCUGAGAAGAGAGUUCACCUUAAAAAUCCCAAAUUUAUUUUGCUGCAUUGGUAAGUUCUCCUGCACAAAGAAAAAACAUAUAGAAGUAUCUGUGUGUGUUACAGAGAGGGAUGCUGGUGGGAGUCACAACCUGGAUUGGAUUUAUGAGGCAGAUGCAUUUAAUUCCCUUCUUUCCAGAUGUUUGUCUUUUUAUCUUUAUUCCUCAGUCUGCAGUUUUAACAUGGUAUUUGGUGUUGGCUGACGGUAGGAAGGUCUCCAAAAUGUCGUACUGUCCUUGCUUUCUGACUCCACCGCGUAAACACAUUGAUCUUUACUGGCUCCGUUUAUGUACUUAUACAUUACAACUGGCUAAUUGUCGUCACAUUUAUUAUGAGUAUUUUCCAAUUCUUCUUUAUUUUCCUAUUUUUAUCAGAACUCCCAACAUGACACGUGUCUGUAUCUUGUGAGAUUGUAAAUAAAGAAACCAAACCUUUUUAAUAAAAUGUGUUAAAAGUCGGAUGUAA
Molecule: messenger RNA, 6997 nt
Organism: Xiphophorus couchianus (Monterrey platyfish)
Lineage: Eukaryota; Metazoa; Chordata; Actinopteri; Cyprinodontiformes; Poeciliidae
Exons: 8
Coding region: 4350-6374 (674 amino acids)
Source: RefSeq, a predicted model, not a curated record